Messenger RNA from Salpingoeca rosetta, 4261 nucleotides. RefSeq lists its product as uncharacterized. The coding region runs from base 1 to 3990 and encodes 1329 amino acids. Gene Ontology annotation, molecular function: chromatin binding. Lineage: Eukaryota; Choanoflagellata; Craspedida; Salpingoecidae. The transcript is spliced from 3 exons. The record is from RefSeq and is a predicted model, not a curated record. Gene Ontology annotation, cellular component: Scc2-Scc4 cohesin loading complex. Gene Ontology annotation, biological process: establishment of protein localization to chromatin; establishment of mitotic sister chromatid cohesion; regulation of gene expression.
AUGAACGACGAAGACAAGCAAGCUCAGCCGAAGCAGCAGUCAGCAGAGCGCCGGCGCCCACACCGUCUCGUUGUCGAGGAUGCCGUCAACGAUGAUGGCUCUGUUGUGGUUUCGAACCAAGCCAUCGAGCGCGAGGAUGAAGACAUUGCCGGCUGCUGCAAUGCACCGUCGUCGGCCUUACAGCAGAAAGAACUGGCAAGCCCAAGAUCACUGGCAAUGGCCACUGUUGUCCUCAACCUACGUCAACGAAAUGUCUUCCAGGAGACUGUGCUGAGAUACCUCAACAGCUCUACUCCUGGUUGUAUCGUGGUGCGUUUGGGUGGCUACUCGACAGACGAUGCAAUUGCUGAACUGAACAAGCACCUGUCGGCGAGCUGGCUCAGCAACUUCCCUUCGACAGUAACCCAUCGCCUUGUGCUGCACGGGGCUGGUGGCCCACGGCACGCAGGCUCUCCUCUGCUGGAGUACCGCCAAGGUGCUACUAACCACGGCAACAGCCUCGUUGUGACCGUGCACCCGCUUCCGCUCGGCUGUGUUGGUUUUUUGAAGCCCCUGUCCAUCCGAAGCGGCUCACACGCAGUUCCGCUUUCGACAACUGAGGCGGAACAGCGCAUCGCGAAGCUGCCAUGGCAUGGCGUCGUCGACCGUGCAUUGCUGCCCUAUGACGAGGUUGUGCAUGGCCCAAUCUCCCUUGAAGUGCGGAUCGGCCAUCCCGUGGCGGCAGGGGACCAUGCGGGCUGGGACGCAGAGCACAGCACAUACGCGUUUCGCACAAUGUCGCCUGAUGUUCAUCUGCACGAGGAAUCGACACAGCUUGACUUCAAGUCCGGAUGUGGCGACGCGAAGCAUCCGCAGCUGUUCAGCAGCCCCCGCACGCUCACGAGCAAGUUGAGCUGCCUGCCCGAGCUCCUCAACGGAUCAGAGGCUGCCCAGAGCGGCGUGUUCCUGGUGUAUGGCGUCACGGAUGACAAGGGCAAACCACACACGGCAUUGGGCAUGCUGCAGGAUAAGGCCUCGUGCAGCACAUGCACCAUUUCGCAUGAAUACUUUGUGGAUCUCCUCAGCAGCAUGAACGAGGAGUUGCACGCGUCACUCUUCCCGCCACUGCCACCCAACAGCGGCUGUCUCACGCUGCACGAAGUGCAAGACUGCUGCACAGCGGUUCUGUCGGGCGAUGAUAUCGGCGACGGUGACAACAGUGAUGACAGCAAUGACAGCAGCGAGCUUGUUGUCCACUUUUUCAGCGAAGAGGCAGCGGCGGCGGCACAUCUCCGCAAUGCUUUGGACGGCCAUGGCGCAGUUCUGUAUGCGCCACAGCAUGCGCAACCAUUCGCCAUUGUCAGCGAGGCGGCGACACCAUCGCACAAGGACGCCCUGCGCCUCCCUUCUGCACAGUUGCAGCAGCUCGUGAUUGACCAGGGCUGGCAGCACCUGAAGCGAUAUGUGGUGGUCCUGCACCUGACACCGCCACCAGCGCACGUCGGCUCGUUCUUCAGCACCAUGCGAAAUGCGUCACCCCCCUCUGCCCCUGUCUACGAGACGGGCCCUGGCGGCCCACGUGCUGCAUGGCUGUCUCGUGUUGGCAUGUGGAUGCGCAUGCGCACGGAGCCGGAGCCGCAUGCGCAUGCGCGCCUCGUUGGCAGCGGAUAUACGAAGCUGUGCAUUGGGCCGGACGACACGCAGCAGCUCGUGCGCCGGUACUUGGUGGGGGAGGAUGUCACGUUUGCAGCACGGUUCACGGACAUUGUUUCUGAUGAAGACCAACGCAAGCGGGCGCGCAACACUCUGAUGGGCGACCGCUUGCGCCAGCGACUGAUUGUGGCGGACCUGGCUGCUGUGCUUGAUGGCAAUGCGCUCGCGCUGAUCAACGAAGACGCCGGCAUUGGCAGAGGCAAUCCCGGCAGCAGCAUCGUCAUCCUGUCCCGCCAGCUGCUGACGAGAACGGUGUGCAAGGCGCUCAUCCCCAAGCUGCAGGUCCUGCGCAGUCACUGCACCAUCCUUGACCUCGCAUUUGUUGGUCUUCCUGGUCCCUCGGAACCCGACUUCAGCCGUACCGUCCACCCAUCACCACCAGAACAGCAGCAGCAGCAGCAGCAGCAACAGCAACAACAGCAGCAGCAGCAGCAGCAACAACAGCAGCAGCAGCAGCAACAGCAGCAGCAGCAGCAGCAGCAGCAACAGCAGCAGCAGCAGCAGCAACAACAACAACAACAACAACAACAACAACAACAACAACAACAACAACAACAACAACACAGCACACUGCCAUCGCAGCCAAUUUGGUUUGAACGCGUGCCGACGACAGAUGCCUUUGGUGUGCUGUCAUUUGAAGACCGGCAGCACAUGUUUCGGCAGUGGAUGGAGGGCAGAACGGAUGUGUGCUGGGAGAGUGUGGUGCUUGGCGACGUCCCAUUGACGGCACCGAUUCGACGCUUGCAGGACAAAGUCAGCCGCGCGUUUCAAAACAACACGUGCAGCAGAGUAGUGUUGGACAAGGGUGAUGCAGGCACCGGCGCCACGACAGCACUGCGUGUGGUUGCAUGCACACAGGCCAGGAACGGCGCGCUUGUGUAUUGGGUCGGGGCAUCCAGCGGAGUUGAACGCGGUGGCCGUGGAGGCGACGCCGCUGUGCGCAGUGACAGCGGCAGCGACACGACGAAGCGGCUGUCUGCGGGAGUCCUGUGGUGCGCAUUCCAGCAACAGCUGCAGAGCACAGGGAGGUCUCGACUGUUGAUUGUGCAGGACGAGCGCAUCCAGUUGCCCGCGGACUUCAUCCGGGCUGUGCAGGUGAGCAUGGCGCAGGGCGGCACACGACUGCAGGUGUGCAUUGUCACCUCUGAGCAGCACGGGCAACAAGGAGUGCACCGACCGCACAGGCGUGGCGUGCCGCGUGCUUCUUCUGUCAUCAUCUCCCCCUGGCUUCAUCACCAUGAAGAUGUUGAAGCAGUGCACGAUCGCCUGGCGACAUACUACCCAGACCGCCGCGACGCCCUUGAUGCGGCAAAAGCACACGCACUUCGCUGUAUCGGCGAUGUUGCCGACGACGGCCAUCUUGAAACCCCGCACAACGCAUACUAUGGCUGCAACCACCUGUUUGUGUUUGGACUCGCGGCCCUGUGCGGGCGCUUUGAGCCACCGCGCAAGAUGGUGGCCAACAUCCUGCAUCAGCUCGCCCAGGAUACUGCAGCGAAGACGACGCUGGUUGCGCUGGCCAUGCUGCGCGCCUACUGCCUCCACGAUGUGCCCAUCCCAUCUCGCGUGGUUGAGGCUCGAGUUGGAGCGGACUCGCCUGCAUGGAAGCUUGUGUGCAGCGCAGGCUUGACCGGUGAGCACCAGCGGCUGUGUCACGUUUUCUUCGCUCGACUUGUGCUGGAGGAGAGCACGCGCACCGACGGCCAUCGUCUGUUGGACGUGUCUGAGCAGCCUCUGCCGGCGGCUGCACUGGAUGCGCUGCUUGCGAUCUGGGCCAGCACGUGCGAGCUGCUGCAGGACUGUCCAGCUGUGUUGAAAAGCGCAGCAAAGGAAGCUUUGUUGGAGAGGCGCGGGUACGUGUUUGCUCCACUGGUGUCGGCUGCAUUCUGGCCCAUCAACGACCAGCUCCUUGCUGGCCUGUUGGGUGAAGGCCGCGGCCUGACCACGCUGACACCGCAUCAUGAUAGUGGUGAUGGUGGUGGUGAUGGUGGUGGUGAUGGUGAUGGUGAUGGUGAUGGUGGUGGUGAUGGUGAUGGUGAUGGUGAUGGUGAUGAUGACCGCCGCGUGGCCGCUGCCAUUGAUGAUCGCCUGCGCAGGCUGUUUGGCCCAGUGACCACCGGUGCCACCGCGGCAUGGCGGAGGGAGGCCAGCUUUGAUUUGUAUGGACACGAGCUCGUGGUUUGCGCACGCGUGCAUCGGGAAGUGGCGAACAAUGCUGUGGCCGGUAAAGUGUGUGCACAGCGGGCGUUGGCCAAUGCUCUUGACGCGCGUUGCAUCUUCGGUGCUGACCCGUCGUGAAGAUCGCCUGGCACGCAACCUUCUAACCUUCCUUCUGGCCACGUGCUACGCGGCACGCUGGCGGUUCAGCAAGAGUGUGUGUGGGUGUGUGUGGGGUGUGUGUGUGUGUAUGUGGGUGUGUGUGUGGGUGCUGGGUGUGUGGGUGUGGGUGUGGGUUGCAACACAUUGCCUUUGGGUCUUUGGGUGCUUUGGCUUGCUUCGACAAUAUGUUCUUUACUUCUUCUUGCGCAUCUCCCCUGUACCACCAAAAGUAGACCAGCUAUCACGAGGC